AAGUAAAAACAUAGGUACUUUAUUUAUAGUACAAACCACAGGGUGAAAUAUAGAUGAUUUCAUAUUGUUUUUCCAUGAUGCCUCACCUGCCGCCCCURACCCACGUCAGAAAGAAAACCUGUAGAAACCCUGAGUGCUGCUCCUGGAGAUGUUUUUGUUUGGAGCGUCAUGAUUUCCUGCAGCGUCGUCACGGUAACGGCCCAUCAAGAUGUCUCCUCAGAAACUUGCAGAGACCCGUCGGCUGCCGGGACGCAGAGGAGCCAUGAAGACGGAGACAUGUUUCCAUCUGGCUCUUCUGGGGAUGUUGGUCUGCGUCGUUCCACCGACUCCUUCCUCCAUCAGCUCCUCGUCCUUCAGAGACGUUCUGGUCUCGUGUCCUCAGGAUGCUGACGGCGCCUCCGGCCAGCGACGGAGAGCAGCUCCUCUCUGCAGCCAUGGCUUCAGGUUUCACUUCCAGCCUCAGACUCGGGAGAUUUCCAGGUCCGGGGAGAUUUUCCACGCCGCCCUGCAGAUCCUGAAAAACGCAGCAAAGCAGAAAUAUAACAGGAACUUCACAGCAUCAGAGCUUCUGACCCGGGAAAACCUGSAGCUGCUGGCAGAGCUGUCUCAGUGUCCGACUGAAACGGAUCCAGCCGUCUGUGAAGGAAGUCAUCAUGACAAAUACCGCAGCAUCUCAGGAGUCUGCAACAACAGACAGAAUCCUGACUGGGGCGCCGCCAACACGGCCUUGGUCCGAUGGCUUCCAGCUGAAUAUGAGGACGGAGAGGAGGAACCCAGAGGCUGGGACCCGCAGCGGCUCCAUCACGGAUCCCAGCUUCCCCCGCCGCGGCGUGUCAGCAGGGAGGUGGUGAGGACUUCCUGUAAGGACGCAGACGCUGCGUACUCCCAGCUGCUGGCGGACUGGGGUCAGUACAUCGACCACGAUGUGACCCUGACGCCGCAGAGCCUCAGCGGAGCSGCUUCCUGGACGCAGCAGGACUGCAGGACAUCCUGUGAAAACCUGCAUCCCUGCUUCCCCAUCCAGACCCAGGACUCCCUCUGCAUGCCGUUCCAGCGCUCCACGCCGGCCUGCUGCUCCAGGCCCGGCUCCGGCAUGCUGCGGGCUCUGCAGCGGCAGCAGCUGAACGCCGCCUCGUCCUUCAUCGACGCCUCUCUGGUGUACGGCCACACGCCGCAGCAGCAGAACGACCUCCGCGACCUCUCCGGCCGCAGCGGGAAGCUGGCCGUAAAUGGCCGCUUCCGGGACCGGCAGGGCAGACCUUACCUGCCCUUCGUAGCGGAGUCGCCGUCGGCGUGCGGCGCGGCGGGGCGCGGCCGAGGGGUGGAGUGUUUCCGGGCCGGAGACGGCCGGGUCAACGAGGACCUGCCUCUGAUCGCUCUGCACACGCUGUGGCUCCGGGAACACAACCGCCUGGCAGACGCCCUGCAGCUCCUCAACCAGCACUGGAGCCCGGAGGCCGUGUUCCAGGAGGCACGCAAGAUCGUUGGCGCCCUGCACCAGAUAAUAACGAUGAGAGAUUAUAUCCCUAAAGUAAUUGGCGCGGAGUCGUUUGAACGGCACAUCGGGCCCUAUGGCGGCUACGAUCCGACGGUGGACAGCUCGGCCUCCAACGUGUUCGCCACGGCGGCCUUCAGGUUCGGCCACGCCAACAUUCCUCCGAUCCUCAGCAGGCUGAACGAGAGCUUCCAGGAAGACCGGCGCUUCCCCCACCUGAGACUUCAGCAGGCUUUCUUCAGUCCCUGGAGGAUCGUUAAAGAAGGUGGCAUCGAGCCGACCUUGCGGGGSAUGGUUGCCACGGCGGCGGCGGUGGCGGCUCCGGACUCCCUSCUGGUGGAGGAGGUAACAGAGUCGCUGCUGGUUCUGGACUCCCAGCAGAACCUGGACCUGGCUGCCCUGAACCUGCAGAGGGGGCGGGACCACGGACUGCCGGGUUACAACGACUGGAGGGAUUUCUGUGGACUGAAGCGCAUCGAGACGUUGGACCAGCUGGCAGACGUGGUCAGAGAUCUUAGAGUCGCGGAGAAGAUUCUUCAUYUGUACCAACAUCCUGACAACAUCGACGUUUGGCUGGGAGGCCUGGUGGAAAACCUCCUGCCCGGCUCCAGAACCGGCCCGCUGUUCGCCUGCCUGAUCGGAAAGCAGAUGAAGCUUCUGCGGGACGGAGAUCGGUACGGA
This is a messenger RNA of Poecilia reticulata (guppy), 2176 nucleotides long. Lineage: Eukaryota; Metazoa; Chordata; Actinopteri; Cyprinodontiformes; Poeciliidae. The record is from RefSeq and is a predicted model, not a curated record.